UGAUUCUUCAUCCAUUAAAGUGCACCAAACUCCACAGAAAUCUUGUUGGGCUGUGCGUAUUUAUUUAUAAACGGGUUCUCCAACCCAAGUGCAUUCAGAUGUAAGAUCAUCUUUCUUCACAAAUUACAAGAACAACGCAGCAUUGGCAAACCAAGUAAACAUACACACAACAGAGCUGCUUGAUACAAAUUACAUACGUACAUACAUAAAUUCAUUACUAUCACUUAUUUAAACUGGUCUCUUCAGUAGUAUUUCGUCAGUGAGCGUCUGUGCGGUACCAGAGCUAAUCGCUGUGAUCCUAGUAAAUACGUAAGGUGUGACAGGAAAAUAUAUCAAAAAGUUCAAAAACCUCAAUGAGAUAUACAAGAUAAAUGAUUUUGUGAGCAAUUAAGACACCGCAAGAUUUUUUUGUCUGCGUGCAAUGCACAAAAUGUAAACCUUAGCAUUAGUUUUCAGCGUCGCUCUACUGUCACUGUCAAUUUUGUGGUGAGACAAAUUAGAAAAUUAGCCAAGAGACGACAGUUUGCUCAUUUCGGACCAUCUGCAUCAGCAAAAACCGCAAAAACGUGUCCUGCAGACAAUAACGCAAUUUCAUAGUUGAAGUUUUGAGCAAACCCCAACCAACAAUUGCCAGGAGUACGUAUGCACAUAUGUGCAUACAUGCAAAUAAGUAUGUAUAGAGGGUUAAGUGAAAUGCAGUUAAGUGAAUUGGCUUAAAACGUUAGUUAAGCUCGAGAUGUGGUGGUGGUACAUGCCAACGAGAAAACAUGAAAGUCCAUAACAAUAAUCAGCUUCAAUACAGUGCGACGAUGUGAUUGCGGUGAAAGGUGAAUAAGCAAAGGUUACGGAGACCUUUAUCAAACUGGGCGACGGAAAUGUUUGGCCUAUGGGCAGAAAUACUGUGGCAAUUUGAGCGUAGGAGGAAAUAUACGCGAUGGUCUUGUGGGACAAAUCGAGCUCGUGCAGUGGUGGCCAAGGCUGUGACGCUGAUCCUUGCUCUUGGUCUCUUUUACCUUAGCGUCCACUCCUCCCUCGGAGGAACGACUGACAAUGCCAAACUAAAUAUUUUAACCAAACCUGCCUCCUCCCCAUUACGAAAAGAAAUAUCGUCCUUUGGCCAUCAUUUGCUUAAAUUAAAUGGGCUCGAGGAUAACGACGACUCCAAAAAUGUCGGAAUCAUUGCCGCUGCAAUUAUUAAUCGACUCGCGCGAAAUUUUCACAGGGCUGAUAAAAAUGCAAACGGACUUUUGGAUGAAGAAGAACUCACACUCUACAUCAACAAUGCAAUUGCCAUGCAUUUUGAAAACGCAAUGAAGGAUAACUUUGACCAUUAUUUUAAUAUUGACACUAAUCCCAAGAACGGUCUCGUUUCGUGGGAAGAAUACCUGAAUUUCUUUUUCCAGACCAAAUCCAUCUCAGGGGUCACUGCGGAUGAUGUGAACAAUAGAACACCGCCAUUCAUGGCACUUUCCAAAGAUAUGAAAGUGGCAAUUGCGAGAGUACAAGCAAGUUGGUCCGAAGCAGCUUCCAAUGACCCAGAAUUCUUGACCGUUGACGAAUUUCUAGCGUUUGAACAUCCUGAAGCUUCACCAACAAAAAUAAUUGCCAACGUAGAAGAUUUGCUUACAACAUUUGAUUUGGACGGUGAUGGAAAGAUAACAGACGAAGAGUUUGAAUCCACUUACAAGCAUGCCGAAGGGGUAGACCCGAUCUAUAAACAUGACAAACAUGUAAUUGACGCAGAUGGCAAUGGAGAAAUUAGCAGGAUUGAGUUGAUGCGGUACAUGGAUCCACGAAGCUUGCACCACUCAAGAAGAGAUGCAAAGGAGCUAAUAAACUUGGCUGACAAGGACAAAAACGGAAGACUGAGCCUUUUAGAACUCGUGCAUUGUGCAAACACAGUUGUAAAAUCAAAGUUUUAUGAUGUAGACAUGAAUUUACAUGAGCAUUAAGUUGUUGAUAAAUAUAUAUUUCGCUCAUUUUUGUAAACUAUGUGCUGAUGUUAAAUAGCACUUUGCCGUCAAUAAAAUGCAAUAUGUGAUAUUUUAAAUCGUAUGAAUAAAAGUUCUGUACCAAACAA
Messenger RNA from Folsomia candida, 2080 nucleotides. It is a transcript of the gene myd, whose product is annotated as 45 kDa calcium-binding protein. Gene Ontology annotation, biological process: calcium-ion regulated exocytosis. The record is from RefSeq and is a predicted model, not a curated record. Lineage: Eukaryota; Metazoa; Arthropoda; Collembola; Entomobryomorpha; Isotomidae. Gene Ontology annotation, cellular component: endoplasmic reticulum. Gene Ontology annotation, molecular function: calcium ion binding. The transcript has 6 exons. Bases 876 to 1952 code for a protein of 358 amino acids.